Cryptococcus wingfieldii CBS 7118 is the source of this 2028-nucleotide messenger RNA. RefSeq lists its product as hypothetical. The record is from RefSeq and is a predicted model, not a curated record. The transcript has 3 exons. NCBI's taxonomy places the organism in Eukaryota, Fungi, Basidiomycota, Tremellomycetes, Tremellales, Cryptococcaceae. Bases 1 to 2028 code for a protein of 675 amino acids.
AUGCUCCCCCAUCCCCAUGACCUCUUUCCCAGCCUGGACAACCGAGACGACUGUGUUACUUGCAACAGCACCAGCCCCACUUGUAACUGUGCAUCGGGCGAGAAGUGUGUCCUUACAUCAAGAACGUGCAACCAAUGCCCAUCUAUUCAAUGCAUCAAAUCCGCAUCCAGCAGCUCUGGGUCGAGUGUGAAUGCGGGUGUCAUUGCGGGGCCGGUGGUCGCUGUGCUGGUGAUUGCCAGUCUGGGCUUGUUCUGGUGGCUGAGGCGCAAGAAGAGACGCGACAUGAAGCGUGUCGAAGGCCUCGCCGACCGCGCCCGCAAAGCAGAAUCAGCAGGCUUCCAACUAUCACCCUCCCGCUCGCCUCCUCCUUCUACCCGCCCCAGCUCUUCCUUCCCCCUCCCACCACCCUCUGCCUCACGCCGAUCUCCUCUGCCACCCGCACCUGUUAACGCAGAGUACUAUGACCAGAACGGCUCGACCAUCCGCGUCUACUCCAACAAUGGCACGAUCAACGCCGACCCCAACGGGGAUCCCUUCUCAGACAGGCAGAGCAUCUCCACCAUGGGCAGCGGCGGCACGGCGAAUAUCAUUCCUAUCCAGUACAUCCCGCCCUCCGAGUCGAAGGAUGGCCUGUCGAAAGUGGCGUCAACGGACAAUGGCGAAACGGCUCAAAGCGCUGCGGCGAGACUCGACCAAGCGAGGCAAAAUCUUUCCAAACUCGGUGCUCCUUCCCGUCCAGCCCGAAGUCCCGACCUCGACCUCCGGCUCAACCCGCCCAACGCGCCGUCGGCCUUCGACCCCGGCGCGCUCCGGUCCCCCGGGGCAGGGUCGGCCAACUGGCGCGAUUCGUACUUGUCUGGCAACUCUGCUGCGCCGUCGUACUUUUCAGGGCAGUCGGAUUUCCAGCUGGAUCAGCCAAAGAUUGUCACGAGCAGACAAGUGCAGGUGGGCAGGCUGCAGCAGGCGGAAGUCGUCAACUUUGGGGCGAGGGAAGGUGUGUUGAGCCCAGUGAGGGACGAAGAAGAUCCAUUCGACCGUACCCCCCCAGCCCCCGGCCUCUCCCCUUCCGACGCUUCCUUCCGCUCCACAGGCGAGCGUAUCCUCACACCAACCAACCGCAAAUUUGGUGCCUCUGCCUCCCCGACCACCGCCAACGGCCAAGAAGAACGCCUCGACGCCAUGUCGGGAGGCUCCUCUGGCGACUUGCGGUUCUCGAUGGGCAGCCUGGACUAUCGUAAUAGCGUGAGCACGAUGGGUACGAGUCGGUACCUCGCUUCUGCCAUCACCGUCCCCGUGCUCGGGCACGCCACCCCAGCUACGGCUACGACCCCCAACUCGGCUUUCCCCGAUUCUGCCACCACCCCUCUCCCCACCUCUUCCUCCGCUUCCGCUUCCGCUUCCGCUUCCGCUUCCGCUUCCGCUUCCGCUUCCCCUUUACCGUCUGCCUUGCCUUUGUCGCGGUACAACUCGAGCGGCACGGGGAUGGCCACAGCAGAUACAGAUACAAGAGGGUCGGUACUGUCGAGUAAGAGCUUUGCGGAUUCGUUCCUUGGGGCGUUCCCUAUGAUACCGCCAGACCAACAACGGCCGCCCGUGCCCAGCAUCGUCUCGCGAGGAGCUACUUCUCCCCUUUCUCCAUCAUCGUCACAAGGUCAGGGGCAGGGGCAGGGGCAGGGGCAGGGGCAGGGGCAGGGGCAAGGGAAUGUGGAAAUGAUAUCUCGCCCUCCAAUAGCUCAUCGUCCGCCCCCACCCGGUCCCAGACCACCUUCCUCCGCCCGGGGGUCCGGUAUGGAACGCCCGAGCUUGGACGAUGAACGCGCAGGAGGAGGAGGAGGGGGAGGAGGGGGGAGGAAGAAGAGACCAGAGACGCAAGAUAGUUUUUUGGGAACGUUCCCGUUUGUACCGCCGAAUAUGGAUGAUUUGGCGGGGAUGCCGGAGGCGGCGGCUGGGCCUGGGCCUGGGCCUGGGAGAGGGAGUGGGGUUGGGUCGCCUGUGGGGGGAUCUGGGGCUGGGGAGGGAAAGAAGUGA